UGGCAUUCACGAGCACGAGAAAAAAAAAGACAAGCAGCAGCAAAUGAGUGUGUUUUGCAAACCAGAACAGAUCAGAGCCUGGCUAAUCGUAUAAACGUAAAAAAUAAUAAUAAAAACAUUUUUUCUUGCAAAUGAUCGGACACGGUUAUGAAGAAGGAUAUUGAUUUUUAUAUGAUUUUUCUUUUUGGACGCUGCGUUGAAGUGAAACUACACUGGGCCCUGAGGAGGAGGAAAAAAAAACUUUCCAUCUUGUGUGGAAACAUUAUUGGACAUGGCUUUGACGUCUCGCUCUGUGAAACGGGCUCUUUAUUAAGGACAACGAGAAGUUGGCGGAUAUUUAGGAGUGUCAAAGGAAUAAGGGAAGAAAGAAAGAAAGAAAAGAGGAGAAAGAGAGAAGUUUGUCAGCGUGUCAUGUAAAGGCUCGCGCGCUUCUCAGUGUUAUUUUGGUAUUUCUGUCGCGUGCCAGAUGUGCGCGAGACCGCGGUUAGCUUCCAUGCUAAAACGGUCGAUUUUGCCUAUUUCCCUCAGUUUUUCCUCUCUUUUUUCCUCCAUUUUCCUCUCGUUUUAAACCAUCGUUUUCUUCACUGAAUAAUCGCGUCGGCGUUUUUACCCCGAAUUAAAGGGGUUUUCGAUCUUUUUUGAAGGAAUAUUAAGCCCUGAUAGCCGGAGUGGGAGUUCAGGAAAGGACGCGGCUGCUCGGUGGGAAACAGGCCCCUCUUUUGCCUUCAAACCCCCAGGAAGGAGGGAAAAAAUGGCUAAAAAAGGCUCAAACGAGGAGAAAUACCCCGGUCUUCAACUCGUACUCGGCUUACUAGACGGCUGUCCUGUUUAAAAAACCACACAAUAUGCGAUUAAGGUUGGUUGAAUAACUAAUACAAAAGUUUGCUUAUUUUUAAUUCCUCAGUUAAAAAUGCAGCAAUCUCUUACUAUUUGCUAUCCGAACCUGUAAACGCUAAAUAUGAGAGAGCACACGUAUUUCACGGCGUUUGACACGCAGAGUGGAACGUGAAAUUCCGUCAUACUUUACAACCCCCCUUACCCCCCAAAAAAGAAGAUUUUUUUUGUGUACACUGGUGAUAAGGGCAUGGAUUAAAUAAUCAGACAUAUUCAGGUGGGGGGGAAACGAUGUGUUUUAGUGAGAGGAGGGCCGGAGAGGAUUCACGACGUUCGAGCUUGGAGGAGAGGAAAAGUGCCCCAGCGCCACCAAGCCUGAUGGGAUCCGAGUGCUGACGUCAUCCACGCCUGGAUAAUGGACUGCUCAAGAGUCUGAGACGGUCCAUCACACACACGAGAGAAAGAGAGCGAGAGAGCACAUAGAAAGACGUCUGGUUUGGUCUGUUCUGGGCCUGUAUUUUUUUUUCAUUGCCCCUGGACUGCCUUCUCUCUUCCAUUUCCCUGAUUAUGUGACAGUCUUGUCAGCGAGAACUUGUUGUCAUGGCAUCCCCACAGCAUCCACAUCAUCCUCAUCAGCGGUCGGUGAAAAACACUGAAGUUAGCUGUGACAGCAGAGGAGGAGGCGUGAACGUCCGCAUCAGCGACGCCCACUCGCAGAAGCGUGUUUCUGUAGAGCAAGAGCCUUCGAGCUGGGGCGGAAGUGUCAGCGAGCAAGGUCCGACGGGAAGCGCCAAGCCUUCUAAGUACAGCAUCUCGUCAAGCUGCAGCUCGGGCGAGUCUGGGAUCCGCAGGCCGGUGAUGAGCAGCUUGCGUGCCCAGCGGUCAGUUCCGCAGCUCUUCGAGAGGUCGGCAGCGCAGUGCUGGGACCCCAAGUUUGACUCUGCGACGCUUGAAGAGGCGUGCAGGGAGCGGUGCUUUCCGCAGAUGCAAAGACGCUUCCGCUAUGUGCUUUUUUACUUGGGUGUAGCCACGCUGCUUUGGGGGGUGUACUUCGGAGUUAACCGUUCCAGGUGCGAGCCGACCAGCUUCUUGCUUCCCGCGGCAACCUUCCUCAUCCUGUGUCUCCUACUCCUUUUGUUUACCUUCUCGCGGCCUUAUGUCUGGCUCUAUAAUCAGGCCUCGCUGCUUCUUAUUGUCAUCACAAUUUGUAUUACUCUGGCGCCACAAAUGCAGGCUUCUGAUUUUGCACGCUUAUCAUGGCAAAGAGCUGAUAAUCGGACACUACGAGAGUAUCCAUGUAUCUCCCCGGUGGGGACGUUUUCUCUGUGCAUGGAAGUCCUGCUGCUGCUCUACAGUAUGCUCCACCUGCGCCUUUAUGCCUCAGUGCUGUUGGGCCUCCUUUACUCUGUGCUUUUUGAGAUGCUCGGAUGGAUUCAGCUAACCCAGAUGGAUGGUCAAGACAUGAAAAACUGGUCUGAAGUUCGAGAGAAAUCGUUGCAGUGGCUGGCACCUGGGAAAGUACUUCUCCACCUGUGUGCUCACGCUAUUGGAAUUCAUUUGUUCAUCAUGUCAGAGGUGCGUGCACGGAGCACCUUCUUGAAAGUUGGACAAGCCAUCAUGCAUGGGAAGGAGCUGGAGGUGGAGAAGGCGCUGAAGGAGCGCAUGAUCCAUUCUGUCAUGCCUAGCCUGGUGGCCGAUGAAUUGUUGCAGCAGGGCGAUGAGGAGAGUGAGAGCUCCGGCAAACGCUACAGUGCCGGGACUUGCUCGGCUUCAGGGUCCGGCGCCGGCGCCUCGUCUUCCAGUCCUAAGAACAACAAGCGCAAGAAGACGUCGAUCCCUCGUGGCCAGAUCAUCUUCCGGCGUUUCAACAUGAAGCGAAUGGAGCCUGUAAGCAUCCUCUUUGCUGACAUUGUAGGCUUCACGAAGAUGAGUGCGAACAAAUCAGCGCCUGCCCUGGUGGGUUUACUGAAUGACCUGUUUGGCCGUUUCGACCGGCUGUGUGAGCUGACCUACUGCGAGAAGAUCAGCACGCUGGGCGACUGCUAUUACUGCGUGGCAGGGUGCCCUGAGCCACGUGAUGACCAUGCAUACUGCUGCGUUGAGAUGGGACUUGGUAUGAUCCAGGCUAUUGAACAGUUUUGCCAGGAGACGACUGAGACGGUGGACAUGCGUGUCGGCGUCCACACUGGCACCGUGCUCUGUGGCAUUCUGGGAAUAAAGCGCUUCAAAUUCGACGUCUGGUCCAAUGACGUUAACCUGGCUAAUCUUAUGGAGCAGCUUGGUGUGGCUGGGAAGGUUCACCUGUCCGAGGUCACCGCGAGCUUUCUCGACGACCGCUAUGAAAAAGAGGAUGGCAGAGUGAUGGAGCGCGCCGGGCAGACCGUCACUGAGCAGCUGAAAGGUUUAAAGACGUAUCUAAUCUCUGGGAAGAAAAUGGGCUCACAAUGUGGCUGUUCUCAGAACAGUCUGGGACGAGACUUUAGUGAAACACCGAGACCUUCCCCACAGACACAGACUUCUGAACUCACACACUCAGCUAUGGCUGAGCACAUUAAGACUCCAUGCGUGUCCUGUACUGUAGUAGUCGAGGCUGCUGGGAAUUUGCUGACUGAUGAGACGACACAAAAUGGCUGUCAGGAUGAAUACAAAGCGAGCAUCAGCAAGUUUCCAAAAGCGGUCAAUGGGCUUCUCAGUCCACUGUGUGAGGAGGCAGUUCGAGCAAGCCAGGCCUCCCUGUGCGAGAUGCUGCAGAAGGACAGGAGUCUGGGAGCGGGGUCAGUAUCAGGAGGUGGAGCCGGGACCGGGGGCGGCGGAGCCAUGGAUCACUCUGCCUUAAUUCCGCUUCGCAGUAAAGGGUUCAGAGAGAAGAGCGACGUGCACUUUGUGGAAGUCAUCAAGGAGGACCGUUUGAUGAAAGAUUAUUUCUUCAAGCCACCAAUCAACAAACUGAGCCUGAACUUCUUGGAGGAUACUCUGGAGUCUGACUAUCGUAAAAACUACCAGCAGGAGGUGACAAGCAAAACCCCCGUGCAGACAUUUGCCAGUCCUGUAUUUAGCUCUCUGCUGGAAGUGCUGCUGUCGUGCGGCGUCUUCGUCGCCCUCACGUUCGCUUGCUUCCUCUACCCGAUUGUUACCAUGGAGAUGCCUCCCGCCGCCACGUUCGGCCUGGCAGUGACUGCUGCUAUACUCGAGCUCAUGUCUCUCAUUCUGUCUAUUCGUAUGACCUUCUACCUGGACAGAGUGUUCAGCUGCACUAAGUCACUUCUAAAGCUGGUGUCAGGCUGGGUCCCCCGUCACGUAGUCGGCGCUGUGCUCGUGUCACUUCCUGCCAUCUCAGUUUUCUCACACUUAGCCUGCAGGCUCUAUCUGCCCAUUCAGGUGACGAUGUUCCUGUGCAGUGCUAUCAUCAUUGCCAUUAUCCAGUACUGCAAUUUUUGCCAGCUGAGUUUCUGGAUGCGCUCGGUUUUAGCCACAGCCGCUGGAGUGUCUCUGCUCGCUUUACUCUACAGUGACCCCACCAGGCCAAGCACCAGCACCGGAUUUCCACUGACCGGAAACUUGAGUAACAGCAGUGUUGACACAAGUAAGUUGAACGACACAGCUCUUGACAUCCUGAUUCCCGAGGCCCUCUUGUCAUUCUUCUUGCUGCUUCUCCUUGUGUGGUUCCUCAAUCGCGAGUUCGAGGUCAGCUACCGUUUGCACUAUCACGGCAACGUCGAGGCUGACAAGCACCGCAUCAAGAUCCAGACCUUGCGGGACCAGGCAGACUGGCUGCUGCGCAACAUCAUCCCCAUCCACGUAGCUGAACAGCUAAAAGUGACCCAGAGCUACUCCAAGGACCACGACAACGUCGGUGUGAUCUUCGCCAGCAUUGUAAACUUCAGCGAGUUCUACGAAGAGAGCUUCGAGGGCGGAAAAGAGUGUUACCGCGUGCUGAACGAGCUCAUCGGUGACUUCGAUGACUUGCUGCGCAAGCAGGCGUUCUCCAGCGUGGAGAAAAUCAAGACCAUCGGCGCCACGUACAUGGCGGCGUCGGGGCUGAACGGACGGCAGUGCCGCGAUCAGACGCAUCCGCACGCUCACCUGCGCGCCCUUUUUGAGUUUGCGCUGGAAAUGAUGCGCGUAGUGGACGAUUUCAACAAGAACAUGCUCGGCUUCCAGUUCAAGCUGCGUAUCGGCUUUAAUCACGGGCCGCUGACCGCCGGCGUCAUCGGAACCACCAAGCUGCUGUACGAUAUCUGGGGCGACACCGUGAACAUCGCCAGCCGGAUGGACAGUACCGGUGUUGAGUGCCGCAUUCAGGUGAGUGAGGAGAGCCACGCUGUGCUUAGCACAAUGGACUAUGCCUUUGAUUACCGCGGCACAGUUAACGUCAAAGGAAAGGGGCAGAUGAGGACCUAUCUGUACCCCAAACUUAACGAGAGCGCGUCCAAACCACCUUCUGAGCCUCUGGGCAAGAAAGAGAACAUCAACAAGCCGUCCAAUAAGGCACUGGCCAUGGCGCCCAAUUCAACCCCCGCAUCAUUGUCUUCGGGGAAUCACAGCUGUUCCUCUUCUUCCCCCAGUACCCAUCAAAACAACUGCGGGGUGCCACGGGGACCUAGCGUAGGCCCCUCUAAUCUGUCUUCAGAGAGUUCUGUUCCCGCACCAACGUUUGGUGGCUCACAGCCACCUUCAAUAGCACAGAUUAGCGCUCCUCUAGCCAGACCAGAGACACCUUUACGAGCCACGGAAGAAAACAAGGAGGAGGAGGAAGAGGCAAAUGAACGCUCAAGGCUCCGAGUAGGAGAAAGGCUUUAAUUUGCCUCCGAAGCUGCUGAUCUUUACUGUCUCUUUGUCUCACUACUUUCUUUUUUCUGGGGCAUAAGAGUAUAUAUUUCACUGAGGUUCACCUCCUGAGGUGCCUUAAUCAACAGUAGAUGUAGGAGGCCAGUUGUUUUUUUUUUUUUUUUUUUUGGGGGGGUCCUCUGCUUAAAGAACUCUAUAACUAUGUAAAGAAGGUUAUUUAGGGGGAGGGGUUUCUGUGUGGAUCACAGUCUGGCACAAAAUGAUAGACAGGGAAAAAAAAAUUGAGCGGCGGGUUUUUACGUUUUCAAGGUUCUCAUUAUUUCAGUGGCGUGCUUUUUAUGUUCGUUAAAGUGCCUUUCAGUAACGACAAAUACUCGCACACGAUCAGAUAACUACACGAACAAAUCAGAGAUGAUGGAACAGUUCUAGCAUGCCAGGUUUUUUUCUUGUUUUUUUUGUUUUUUUAAGACUGGCAACGGACAAUUCUGUGGUUUUUCAAUUUUAGGUUUUGUUAAUAUAUUGCAGUUUUUUUUUUCUACUCAUUUCUUCAUUUUAGAAGUUUGACAUGUGACCUUAAGGAUGGAAAAACAAAAUGUGCCAGUGGCUAGAAGUAAGCAGAAGUGUUGAAUCCUAGAUCAGGGGAAUUUCAUUUUAUUAGGUUCAGAUCAUCACUUUUGGGCAAUCACCUCUUUCACAAAAAGUUGUAAGAAGUUUAAAUUUUUUUUAUUUUAAUUUUUUUUGCUAAAAGCAAGUCUAAGCACAGCUGUCCAAGUUCUUUCAAAAUGCACACGAAAAAAAAAAAUCAAGGUGUUACUGUCUGCUGUCUAAUCGUAAUCGUAGAGGUGGUGAUGGAUGGAGUGUUUGGGCUACACCUCUGUUCGCAAGGCCUGUGCUAGAACCGCUAUUAAGGAGGAUCCAAGUAACGCACAAUGCAACAAAAUACCUGAAAUGCAGCCGGGACACUUUCCAAUAGGCAUGUGCUGAUAUAUUUUUUUUUAAUUUGUCUGCUUUAAAAACAGGUUGCAAUAAUAUUACCGUUUUGUAUUUUUUUUUUUUUCACUACAAAAAAAAAAGUACCUCAGUUGGAGCAUAAGUUCAGUCCACUAUAUAUAUAUAUAUUUUUUUAAGUUAAAAGUUUUUGAAAUUUAUUAAAAAAGUAAGUACAUUAACCAAUUUUGGUAAAAGCAAGGCUCUAAAUAGUUUAAAUAGUGAAGUAAUAUAAAUUGAAAAACUCGAAUGUAUAAUGUUAUUAAAGGUGUUUCACAUUGAUAUGAUGUGAUUAAUAAUGAGGAUGCCAUUAUAAUCGCACCCUAAAACUAAAUUGGCCAUAAAUGACAAUAAAAAAAGCACUGGGCCUCUUUGUGUAAAGCAGAGUUAUGUGUGUAAAUAUCUUUACAAGCCAAACCGAACAAAAUUACAGAAGAUUAACAUGUAGCCAUGCCCACAAUUCUCCUUAAAAGGCCACUUAUUUUUACUUAAAAUUAUUAUUAUUUUUUUUAAAAGCCGGGGAAGCGUGACUCCUUAAACAAGGCAUGUGCUACAUCUUCCAGUAAUGCAGCUCAGCCUCUGCGGUGCACUGGCUACCACGGACACCCUAGCGCUUCCUCUGUUUUUCUAGGGCGCAAUUAGUUUUGUCCUAAUUAAAUCGCUUGAAUGUCUUACGUUAUUUCUUAGACUUUUUCUUAUUGAAUUUUGGUAUAUGACUGAAACGAAUAAGCAAUUUUAAAGUGCUGCAAAAAAAAAAAAAAAGAGUCGUUAUUGAAUAUAUUGUUGUGAAGCCGGCCGAUCGAAGGUUCACAUUAAAUUUACACUUUCAAUGAACGUUUUCUAUCGAAUCGAAUUUUUGUCAGCACUGCAUUUCUCGAAGCGAAUCACGAACGAAUUUGUUAGUUUUCAGCUCGUAAUGGACGCUCGUUAUCAUCGUUAAAUCUUUGACGCGAACCUACUUGCGUAUACAUGCGUUUGCAUGCGUUUGCAUUUACACAGAUGGAUCACAGAAUUUCAUCAUUUCACUAGAGCAUCAUUUCAGCAACUUCUCAUCAUCGCCUUACGCUGUGCAGCGAUCCAGUGAAAACCUUAAAUUCGUGACAUUUCAGCACAAAAUAAUAGCAUUUAAGAGAAUCUAGUAAAGGAUACACAAGGGAUCGUUUUUUCGUUUUUGUUUGUUUUCAACAGAGAAGCCUUCAGCCCAGUUAUUACUGUGAAUGAUUUGUCUUUGUUCUAAGAAGAGUUUUCUGUUAAUUGUUUCGUUCGUUCAUUUAAAGAAAAAAAUAUUUUUCACCUUCUCUGAAACACUUCAGAUGAUGACAACACUUAGAUAUAUAUUUAUGUUGGACAUAGGAGAUGUCCUGAUUCGAGUGGGAUUGAUAUCUCGGAUUGUGCCAGUAGCGCUCGGCGUCUGCGUGCUCUCUCUCGCGUGGCUUUGAUCGGACCCUUUCUGCUGUACCUCUGUGUGUCUCCAGUUAUGCUGUAUUAUUAAAUUAGUCCCUUUUUUUUGAACAGAGUAGAAUUACGAAGGAUUCUUAUUUUCUUUCUCCAGUGCCUUUUUUAAGUAGUAGCCUUUCUGCCCAGUUAAAAAAAAAUUCCCUCACUUUCGAUUAGUUCUUUUUUUUUUGUUUUUUUGUUAAAUACGCCAUUAUUGUUUAAUCAUGUAGCAGAUUAAGAGCUGAGGAAGUCACAUAUUUGCGUCGUUACCUUUGUGAGUAGCGCAAUGCCUUACAAGCGAGGAAGAAUCCAGUCGAAGCAUAAACAGUCGAAGGUUAAAGUACUUGCUCUCAAGGACGAAAUGCACAACAGUUUGGCGCAUUUAAACCUCAAAAAGGUUCUCUGCCGUCACAAUAAAAAAAAUUGCUGGUCUGGAAACAGGAGCGUCACAGCUUGGUUGCUAUGACAACUGAGUUAACCUUAUUACUAACCACAGCUUAAAAAAUGUUAAAUUAAAAAAAAGGAUUUUGAAGCUUAUUCAAGAGAAAAUCUGAAAGAUUUUGACACCUGCUGCAUUGCACUAAUUUCAAACUAUGAAACAAAACACAUCGGUUUACUUUGUAGAACGACCAUGAAACACUUUAGAUCCUGUUCUCACGGCAGCUGUAAACAGUCACUCCAUCACGUUCUUGUGUGACUGCAAACACAAGCUGCUGACACUGGAGACUCCUUCCAUAAAUGCCUCCUGAUAGAAAUCUUCAUGUUUUUAUCAUUGUAUUUUCAACAUUUUUUUUUUAAACUAUUUGUUGAAAAUCUAUAUCGAUCUCGGUUCUUCUCUCAGAACGCCGGCUCUUUCUUAUAUUUAAACUUCACGCGUUCAGCAGAUCCGUGUUCACGAAACAGUGAUGGUGCGCUCCGGCAGUCCUGGGAGUCGAACCCACAACCUCCUGGUGACGAGCACUGCAUUAUCACGAUAAGCUCAUUACAUUUGCUGCUUACUUGAAGCAAAAAGGUCUCGAGACUUUCCCCUGUCUUUUCUUCUCCAGUGCCUUUUUUCUCACACCCCCACCCCAGCACUUUUUCCCCCUUGAAUAUAAAACAAAACCUUUUUUUUUUUUUUAAUCAUGCAUUUCAAAUUCCAGCUACAUGGAGGUAAAAAAAAAAAAAAAGAUCAACACUGUGUAUUUUGACAUGAAAAUAAUGGGAUGGAUAAGGGUUUCAUUUUUUUCUUUUUUUAAAUCGAUUUAAUGUAUGGUGCACUGCUUUUUGAUCACGCCACACUAAAGUCUGAGUCACUCCAGAUGUUAUGUAUCACACCACCUGCAAAGGAAAUGUAAUAAGAUUUAAAAUGAAUAAAAAAAAAGGGAAAAAAAACAAUGCAAGCUGACAGUAUUUACAAUUAAUUACUAACUCAUGGCUAGCUAUGUGUGUUAGGGUUUUUUUUUUUUUUAAGUAUGGAAAUAUGCGUUUGUGAAAUGUCGAGUGGAGAGUUAGGGGACAGAUGGAACUUAUUGUUUGGUGCACCGUCUUCACUCCCGCUCACCUGAACCCUUGAGCACUUGAGACUAAAGGGAAUAAACUCCAGGCUGUGUUCCAAUACCGGUCCGGUUCGUUGACUUUCACCCUUGAUAUUUAACCCCUUCGGGAUUCCAUUUAAGAUCUUUCAUGUAAGGGAAGACUAACACGCACGUGAUUCCAGAGUCAAUCUUGUGGAGAGAUCGAAAAUUACGUGAAGUUGUAUGUUGUGCUACGUGAUGCGCAGGUCAAAUGGAAUUGACGUAGAUAAAAUUGAUAUGAGGGUGUCUGCUGGAUUCAUAUAUAUACUGUAUGUACAGAGCCAGACAAAAAGAUUAUACACACUUCAAGAAAAGUAAAAGUAGUAUGAUGUAUAUUAUAUAAAUGAUAUUAAUAAUAGUCAUAUAUAGCAAUGAAUUUAGUAUUUAAAAUAAUUAUACAUGUUUUUCUUUUUCCUAAAGUGUUUAUACUUUUUUUUUGUCUGACUUUAUAUAUCUAUAUAUAUUUAGUUUGCAGAAAAUACAAACUGCUUCCAUGUUUUGCAAGUCUUGCAUUUUGUAAAAGUAUCACCUCUUCUUUCGAGUUCAUGUGACUCAAAUGUGGAGCAGAAGAUCAUUAGUUAUAAUUUUUUUAGUCACUUUGUAUGAGACAUGACACAAUAUACACACAGCAUUUCAAUGUUCAUUGGAUACUUUAAGUCUGUAAUUCUUAAGUAACAACCGUAGAAUCGAAUAGAAUCUAAGCUUGCUUUGAGUCGUAUUGCUAGUGUCUAACAAUAUUAAUAAUGUCAUUUAAUUGUCCUUUCUAACAUUUCAGUCCGUGUCAUGCACUCCACUCCUCUUGACUCUACUCCCGUGAUACCUAGAACAGUGUUCAGUUGGAAGCAGGAUGUCAAAAACCGUAUCGGGACACAGCCUAGGUGAAAAGUCAUAUCUGUGAUGAGAGAAGAAUAAGCUAGCAAGCUAGCUAGGAUAACCAGCUAGCAAACCAAGUUAAGAGAUAUUUCAAUAAUAAAGUUUAAGUCAAAAUUACUUUUUUUUAUUUUUAUAGAUUUUAAAAUUCUGAUAGGGUGAGUUUUACUUCACUGAAUCCAGAGAGGAAAAAUCUGUAGAAAAGUCGUGCCUUUAUGCCGGAAGCUGAUUAUUUAUCUUAAAAUGGAUUAGGUUUUGGUGUGGUACCAAAGUGGAAAAACAUUUUUAAAAAAAUGUGCCAUCAAAUCUAACUUUUUCAUGAGUAUUAUAUAUAUUUGCCAUAUGGGAGGAUGUUUUAUGUGAACCAAAGAGAUCUGACAAAUUUAUUUUGCCUUUGAUGUUAAUUUUUUGUGUGUGUGUAGUAUAUGUCACAUGUUUGAAUUAUUAUAAUUAUAUUUUUUUCUGUGCACAUUAUACAUUUAAUCCAUACAUGAGCAUAAUCUGUAUACAUUUGCACAAUUCACUUUGUAUGUACAUAUUCAUAUGCAUUUUUUUUUCUUGUUUUGGAAAAAAAAUUAAAGAUUGAAAGUAAUGUGCAUGUGCCAGAUUUGGAGAGCAGAAAAAAAAAAAACUAUUGUCACUGGU
Clarias gariepinus (North African catfish) is the source of this 11117-nucleotide messenger RNA. RefSeq names its product adenylate cyclase 9 (gene adcy9a). The transcript has 10 exons. Gene Ontology annotation, molecular function: adenylate cyclase activity. The record is from RefSeq and is a predicted model, not a curated record. Gene Ontology annotation, biological process: adenylate cyclase-activating G protein-coupled receptor signaling pathway; cyclic nucleotide biosynthetic process; intracellular signal transduction. NCBI's taxonomy places the organism in Eukaryota, Metazoa, Chordata, Actinopteri, Siluriformes, Clariidae. Bases 1435 to 5634 code for a protein of 1399 amino acids.